AUGCUCGCUCUCGCUCGUAUUAGUUACCAAACAGGAUAAUAAUCGCUACGUGUUGUCGUGUUAGUUAUCACCAUGGAGCUCUAAUAUAAUCGAUCGAUUUCGAAUGUAUACGAUUCUACUAAUGUGAAUCACUAGUUACUUCACAUUAACUUUGGGGAGGGUAGAAGUUUUUAGCGACACGAAAGAAAAAUAAUUAAAAUUCCAAUUUGUGCGUCGAAACCUUUCGUGUAAUAGUUCAAUAAUGAUGUUAUGAAUAGCAUUAAGUUCCAUAGAAUAUAAUUUCCGCAAGUCAAUGUAAAGAUUCCCAGGAUUAACAAGUGUUUUAUGAUUGUUUUGGUGCUAUUCACCUAUAUUGAUUUAUCAUAAGCCAGUGACCUGUUUUUCGUGUUUGUACCUAAUAUGUAACUCGUAAAUAUUUAAUAAAAUCAUUACACUGGACUGUGCAGAUUUAUUAAGAUGGACAUCUGAUGAGAGUUGAGAAAUCCGUGAUUCCUACUGUGUAGUGCCAUGGAAAAGAUAGUAAUAUUGCACAGUACAAUAAGAUUAUUGUGAUGUGUUGAUUAUAAGGUUGGAAAAUUGUUAUUUCGUUAUGGUGUGUAUGUUUCACAAUGAUGACGCCUAUUGAGGAGAAGAAAGAUGAAAAGAUACGCACAGGCAUGGUGCAGGUGUCGGACGGCAAGUCCCGUCCGCGUCCAGCACGGCUGGUUCUUACCAUGGAUGCGGUGACCGUGCAGAUCGAGGUUGCGGUCCCCAUUCAACUCAAGGAUAAGAAUGUGCCGCAUGCUAGGGAGAGAAUGGUGCAAAUAACCAGACAGAAGGUCGGCGGGCUCGGACUCAGUAUAAAAGGCGGUGCGGAACACAAGCUUCCAAUACUCAUUUCUAAGAUUUACAAGGACCAGGCCGCAGAUCAGACAGGCCAGUUGUUUGUUGGGGACGCUGUAAUCAAAGUCAACGGCGAAUACAUAACAGCAUGCAAUCACGAUGAUGCAGUCAAUAUCCUAAGGAACGCGGGAGACAUAGUCGUAUUGACCGUGAAGCAUUACCGAGCUGCCACGCCUUUCCUACAGAAACAAGCUGACGCCUCCGACACGGAUAGUAGUACAGGGGACGACCACCCAUCUUUACACAACAAUACAGUAGAUGACAACUGCAAUGAGAAGUCGGUCGAGCAGACCAAUGGCGGCUGGCAGAGCGCGUGGGGCUCCCCGGAGGACGGCAGCGCGGGGUCGCGGCCGCUCUCCGUCGCGGACGACCACAUCCACUCGCACACCGCCUGGCGGGACCUUGUUUCUGUGCCUCUGAUGAUGGGCUACGUGACGAGAUACGUUUUGGGGACGGACAAACUUAGACCGGGCGCUUUUGAGGUCCGCGGCGCGCGGGCGCAGCAGACCACGGGCGUCAUACAUCUGGACGAGCCCGCCGCUCUGUCGCAGUGGCUCAAGUCCAUCUCGGACAAUAUCGUGGGCCUCACCAACUUACAGAUGAAGCUAUUCAACCGCCACCUGUCGGGCGGCGAGCGCAUCGAGUACAUGGGCUGGGUGCACGAGGGCGAGGUCGCGGCGCCGCAGCCCUGGCAGACCUACCGCGCCAAGUUCCUCGUGCUGAAGGGGACGGAUGUGUUGCUGUUCUCGCAGCCGCCGGCCACGCUGGCCGAUCUGACCAAGUGUCCUGAAGUGCUCAAGGUGUACCAGACCAUGUUCCGCACGGUGAAGGAGAGCGAGACGGUGGACUGGCGCCAGCACUGCUUCCUCGUGCAGAGCGGCGCGCCCGGGCCCGCCGCGCCCGGGCCCAGAUACUUCAGUGCGGAAACGAGACAGGAACUGUUGCGGGUGGAAGCCGCGUGGACUGCCAACAUAGUCAACUCUGUCAUACGACUAGGGAAGAAGACCUUCACGGUAGUGCACCUGGGGCGCGCGGCGGGGCUCACGCUGGACUGGACGGCCGGGUUCAGCCUCAGCGAGGGCACGCCCGCGCAGCCGCCGGUCUGGAGCUACAGAUUUUCACAAUUAAGAGGGUCCAGUGACGACGGGAAAUCGAAAUUGAAGCUGCAUUUUCAAGAUGCGGAAACCAAGGUCAUAGAAACUAAGGAGUUGGAGUGUCAGAUUCUCCAAAGCCUGCUGUUCUGUAUGCACGCCUUCCUCACCGCGAAGGUAGCUUCCGUCGACCCGGCCUUCCUCGCCUCUAUUCAUCAGAACAACUAAAUACAUACACGUACUUACCAAUAUGUUGUAAUAUUCGUACGAUACGCUGGUCGUGCGGCUGUGAAAGUAUCGAGUAUAGGUUUCACUGGUUAUGUAAUUGAAUUGUAAAUGUGUAAUUUUAUAUUACGUUACAGAAUCAUGCGGAAAAAUAUCUCUCCCAUAGUUUCCUCUGACUAUAUUUUGUCUAUCGUCGUAUGCACGAUUUUGAGGUAUAAUGGCAAUGAUUUUCAAUUUUAACGACUAUAUGAUUAAUCGCUCUCGCAUGGUUCUGUAACGAAAUAUUAUUAGAUACGUUGUUUAUUAGGCAAUGUGGCUUUAAAAACAACUGAUAAUCUAUAAAAAAAAUUGCAGUAAAGAAUCUCAAUGGCCUAUGAAUGAAGAAUACAGCGAAUGUUGAAGACUUUAGAUUUUAGUGUUUCACUGUUACUUCUCUACAGAUCUAUUUUUUAAUCUUAUCCCGUUGUUAUAAAGCUCAUAGUUCUAUUGCUGACGUGAUGGAAAUGUUUAAUUAAUUUUAAAAUAAGUAAUUAUAACGCGAUACUUCAGAACGAAAUAUUUUAGGCAUUGAAUAUAAACAGCUUUAUUUAAUUGUGCAAUAAAAUAAAAAUGUACUUUGUGUUACUUAUAGGUCUUCCUAACACAGAAGUCACUUAUUACAUCGGUAAAAGAUAUAAUUUAAUUUAUACGAAGUAAACUUAUCGACGUCAGUCGUAGUAUAUGAUGACUCUAACGCACCGCUCAUAACGUCUUCCUUACUAUACUUCUAUUUGUAAUAUUAGACUUUCUUGGAUUUACUAUUCUGAAUCUUAACUUCGUAUUUCGAUCGGUAAAUUGCAAAUUGCGCUGUUCACUAAGGUUGAUUAGAAAAUCAGAUUAGAGGGAUAAAAACCGGGAAUUAGUUUAGUAUUUUAUUUUUUUUUGAAAAUAUUUAAUUACUAUUAUUGCGUUUCGCUUGAAUAGUUUAAAAACGAAACGCAUUGGGGAAGUAAAAUUAGGGAAUCAGAAAAUUAUCGAAGCCUUAGUGGAUUGAGAGUGGAUUUAAUCACUGUGAACAAAUGAACGACAAAUAACUAACUUUAACUAGUAAUUUUUCAAGUAGACUUAUGUCCUUUCGGCAGCCAAGUUGCAUGUUUGUCCUUGCAAAUUAAAUAAAUUAAAUGAAUAAUGUUAAGCAUAUUUUACAGUCGCUAAUGUCCUAUAAUCCGAAAAUAAAACCAUAAAAGGUUUAUAUUGAAACAACCUUAUUGCUUUGACGUGCGAACAAAUUGCCUUAAAUCACUUUAUUUAUACUGAAUCAAUUUAGAGGCUUAUCUCGUAAGUUUUAUAUUUUAUUAAUCAUAGUAGAUAUGUAGCAGAUUGUCGCUUUAAGAACCUACAAUUCAAAACUGUUUCUUUUAUUGUAUGUGAAAUAAAUAUUCAUACGUUCUCAAUAUUAUAUUUUUUUACAAAUAGUGCAAUAUUGUGUUCAUAUUAAUAUUUUUUUAAAUGUUAUAAAUCGUUGCAAGGUUAAUAUAUAUUUUUUUCAAACAUACCGCCUGCCCGUGUCAUCAAUCAAUUAUGUUGAUGAAUAUCGGAUGAAAAUGAUAUCUGGAUUCGAUUCCAGAAUACAUCACUGAACUUACCAAAGAUUUUGACAUGUAAUACUCAAAUCGAACGCCUGUAUAAUCUCAUUGUUACUAAAUCGAAGUGCUUGUGUGGAGUGAAACUGAAACUUACCACUUACAACUAUUCUAUACGCAUUUCUUUUUAUGUCUGGCCUUAUUUUGACGACCUCGGUGGCGCAGUGGUAAGAUUCUUGCCACUGAACCGAGAGGUCCCGGGUUCGAUCCCCGGUCGGGUCAUGAUGGAAAAUGAUCUUUUUCUGAUUGGCCCGGGUCUUGGAUGUUUAUCUAUAUAUGUAUUUAUUAUAAAAUAUAGUAUCGUUGAGUUCCCAUAACACAAGUCUCGAACUUACUUUGGGGCUAGCUCAAUCUGUGUGAUUUGUCCUAAUAUAUUUAUUUAUUUAUUAUUAACUAAAAAUAAAACACGAAAAACAAAAAUAUAUUCAUAAGUGUAAACACAUUUUUUGUCUGACAUUAUUAUCAAAAUGAAAAACAGGAAUUUUUAUUCAUAAAUGUUAUAUUUAAAAAAAAAAACAAAAGGAAAAGAGUUUCGUUUGGAAAAUGUUUCAUAUCAAACUGAAACGAAGUAUAAAAAAAAUAGUAGCGUAUAUGUUAUAUGCAACUUUGCGCUUGCGUCAUAUCAUUAUAUUUAAGUGGAAUAUAUGAAUAUAUUAUAUCGAUAUAUUAUUGUGUUGAAAUGUGGAUUGUGUUUGUUGACACGAGUUUCAUAUUUUAUCUUGGAUCUGCCCGAUGCAAAAUGGCAAAAAAUAUAUACCGAAAUUAAUUCAAAGUUAAACUUAAUGGACGGAGUACUGAUAAUGUUUAUUAUAGCAUGUGGCUUAUGAAAAUAUUAUUUUUAAAACCAAGAAAAUGAUUUCUAUCGUUGUCAUGACACCCGCAAGCGUGUCUCAUUAUCAAUUUUAUUUUUAUAUUUGAUUGAUAUUCAAAGUAGUAUUUUUUUUGUUUGCUAGCUUUUUGAAAAGCCAUUUCAUAAACCGUCGACAUAUUUUAUACAUAAUAACAACAUUAACUUAUUACAAUUGGAUUUUCCGCUAGAUUGCCUUAAUAUAUUUUUGUCUAUAGUCGUUGUAUUAUGAAAAAAUCAACUUGUUUUAUUUUUAGACUAUAUUAGAUCUGAUCAGAAUAUACUCUUCAGACUGUAAUUAAACAAAAUGAUUAUUCUUGUGUACGACUAAUUUCAAAUUGUCUAUGAAAUACUAACAAAUUUAUGAAUAUCUCGAAUGGUAUUUCAUUUUAUAAUCAAAGUUAUAAUUAUUUUAUUUAGGUACUCGAAUCACAAAAGAAACAUCGAAUUGGUUAAGAAACAAUUAUGAAAUAGAACAUUAAAAUAUAAUUUAAAACUAAUUUGAAGUUUUGUGUACACAAAAGAUAAUCCUAAUAUUUAAUAUUAUAAAAAAUAUAUUUAUUUGACUGUUUAGAAGUGAUGUAAUAUUGUUAAAAUUAGCUGUUUCGGCUGUUAAUUUUUAUUGGUAUUUGUAGAUUGAAUAGUUGCCUUGUGCGUCAAUUUGUAAUGUACUUGUAAUACUUUAAAUUAUUAAUUAUACAUAAUAUUCUAAUUCGUGUGGCGCUUUGUUGCUUUAUUCAUGUUGUAUAUUUUAAUAUUUAAGUACAAUAAUGAUGUAAAAUAUUAUAAAAACUGAUCCAGAAAAUAACGGUUAAUAGAUAAAUAUUAUUAUAUUAUAGGAUAAAUAAAAUACUGAGAAUAUGGCUUUGAAAUCCAGGAAAAAAGCAACAGGGCUUCACACGUAGGUAUUGUUUCUUUACUACGUAGUAUUGAAAUAAAAUAUUUAACGGUAAGAAUAAACUUGUUUGAAUUAGAUCUUUGAAAUAUUUUGCUGCUAGAUAUUAUUUCAAUGGUAUUAUAACUGUUUUGCUAUUCUCAUAGUUAACUAAAUUGUGGUUGUGUUUUUAAUUUCAAAAACAAAUUAUUGAAUAUAAUAUUAUUUAAUAGCCAGUGCGUGUCAGAGGAUUCGAAAUAAAGUAUAUUUAACAAAUUUUCUAUGUUCAGAUAUUUAACGUGACUAGGUUUGCCUAUGAAUAUGAACAUUUGUUUAAAUAUUGUAUUAUUCGAUAUAACUAACACGGAGAAAAAUUAAAAUUAAUCACAAUCAAGAAAGUUGCAAAACGCAUUUUAAUUUAACAAGAAGAUUUUUUGGGAUUGUGCUUCGGUUCUGUGUUUGAAUUCGUGUGUUCUAGUGCAUGGAUACGUAGUACCACAUUUUACUUAAAUAGUAUAAAGUAUAUAGCAUAUGGUGUGAUUUUUGUCGUGUUGUUGGAUUGUUGACAGUGUAUUAUAAUCAUCAUUUCAUUUUAUUCUAUUAUCAAUCGAAUUAAAAAAAAACAACAACCAUUGAAAAUCGGAAUAUUAUCACAUAUGUUUCAACUUUUGUUUGUCUAGAUUUGCAUCGACUCCAUGGGAGAUAAAUUACUGCAACGAAUUAUUAAUAUAAUAUAAAAAAUUAAUGUGAACUCACACCAAUUAAAUUUAACAAAGUGAAAUUUUCUCGCUCUAAUUGUCGCACAAUCCCGUCCUUUGCUACCAAUUUACAAAUAUUUGUAAAUUUAUUCGCUUAUAGAGCUUGCGUAUUCUCUCCCACUAUAUAAAUUACAUGUUGCAUUAGAAAUUGUUUCCAACGUGUGAAGUCGGGAGAUAAUCUUGGUUGUAAUUUAUUCAAAAUACGGGUAAAUAUAUUGAGUAAUUUAUAUAUAUAUAUAAAUUACGGUGUAGUGAUAAGUCGCUAAAAUAUGUUUUCAUUAUUCAUAUGCGAAGACAUAUUAAGAAUCAAAUUAUGCCAUUAAAUGAAUACUGGUUAGACUAGGUGACUAUUUGUCGGUCUCCUUCAAUUAUUUUUAUUUCAAAUUUGCAGUAACAUUUACAUAAAUAGACAAAAAAUUACGAAGCAAAUACUUAAAUAAUAAAAUAUAGUUUAGUGACUUUAUCGCAGAAGUGUAGCUUUAGCAUUUGAUUAAAAAAUAUCCAGAAUAGUAAUAAAUCCCCAAACGUCCUUUUCAUACUUUGGAAAUAAUGAAAUUGUUCAAACAUUUAGUCAAUUUAGAAAUACUCAAGACUGAUAUGGAUGUUGUGUACGAAUCUGCAAAUAUAUCCUGGCUUAAUCUGUCUCUCUUUGAAAAAGGGAGUGCCUUGAAAACUGGCAAUAAUGAGAUUGACAACAUGAGCCUAGGCACUCUCUUUAAAUCCCUUUCUGAUAAAGAUUUCUCUCUGAACAAAAUGCUAUUUCAAUAGCUUAGUUUAGCCUUUCUUUUUUUGUAAAAUUUUAUACUUUAAAAAAUUAGAAAAUUAUGGUAUUUUAAAGAAUUACAAAGACCAACUGUUGUGUAACCUGUCCAUUGUGGAAUGUAUUUGGGUGUAGAUAAACAAUAAUUACCUAAAAAAAAGGCUAAAAUAAGCUAUGAGGUAUGUGUCGAAUCGACGCAACGAACAUGUAACCACGUCUUGUACUAGUUAUCGGUUAACCUAGUUAUUUAUACCUAUUGUUGAUUAAUGUAACUAAAUUGUAUCCAUUAGUGAAAUAUAACAUGCAAUAAUUAUGAAA
Molecule: messenger RNA, 7377 nt
Organism: Plodia interpunctella (Indianmeal moth)
Lineage: Eukaryota; Metazoa; Arthropoda; Insecta; Lepidoptera; Pyralidae
Gene: Syn2
Product: Syntrophin-like 2
Exons: 14
Coding region: 609-2201 (530 amino acids)
Cellular component (GO): dystrophin-associated glycoprotein complex; intracellular anatomical structure
Molecular function (GO): structural molecule activity; protein binding
Source: RefSeq, a predicted model, not a curated record